CUAAAAAGAAUGUGAGGGAAUGAUCCGGUCCACCGUCCACGGUGCCUCUGACGUCCACGCACUUCAAGGAAGUCCGAGACGAAGGAAACAAACAAAAAAAAAAAAAAUAAGUUGCCUUCUUUCUCACCGACUGACUUUCUCUAUCCGGAACACUCGUGAUGUCUGGGGAGCACAAGGAGGGGCCGGAGGCUAUGAACAUGUAUUCAGUUACCCUCAGCGGCCAAGCGCCUUGGGGCUUCAGGCUGCAGGGGGGCAAGGACUUCAGCAUGCCCCUCACCGUGUCAAGGCUGACGCCGGGCGGGAAGGCAGCCCAGGCCGGCAUCGGUGUGGGAGACUGGGUGGUGUCCAUCGGCGACGCCAAUGCAGAGGACAUGACUCACGUGGAGGCACAGAAUAAGAUCAGAGCAGCUACAGACACCCUCACCCUCACCCUCAGCAAAGCUUUCAAAGCCGGCGGGAACCAGAAGGACUCGCUUACUGCAGCUUCUGUUCAGCCAAAGUACUCCUUUGCCCCAAGCACAGCCAUUAACAAGAUGGCGAGGCCAUUUACAGCAGGUGGUGGUACUGCCAACUCAGGACCCGCUAUUAAACCUGUGGCCUACUCGCCUAAACUUAACACGCCGCUCUCGCAGGGCCACGCGAGUACACAGCAGCCGCAGAAUGGCCUUGAGCCAACUCCCUCACCUGCCAAGGCCCAAGCAGCAGAUAAACCAGAUGGCUCCAAGACCGCGGCGCGCAGCUCCGGCCCUUCCAGCCGACCGCCGUGGGUCACCGAUCCGAAUUUCGCUGACCGCUUCAGACCGGACAAGACCAGCACGGUGGUCACCCAGCACCAGCAGCCGGCCCAGCCCACGCCGAUGCAGAACCGUAGCUCCAUCCUGCAGGCGGCACAGCAGGCGCCCGAAGACGGCGGGAGGACUCCGGUGUGCGGCGCCUGCAACAAAAUCAUCAGGGGUCGGUACCUGGUGGCGCUGGGACGCUCUUGGCACCCGGAGGAGUUCACGUGUUCUCAGUGCAAGGUGGUGCUGGAGGAGGGGGGCUUCUUCGAGGAGCGGGGGGCCGUCUACUGUACCAAGUGCCACGACAACCGAUACGCUCCCAACUGUGCCAAGUGUAAAAAGAAGAUCACGGGGGAAAUCAUGCACGCCCUGAAGAUGACCUACCAUGUUCAGUGUUUCAAGUGCGCUGCCUGCAAGACUCCCAUCAGGAACCAAGCCUUUUACAUGGAGGAGGGCGAACCCUACUGUGAGAGAGACUAUGAGAAGAUGUUUGGCACCAAAUGCCACGGCUGUGACUUUAAGAUUGAUGCCGGGGAUCGGUUUCUGGAGGCCUUGGGCUACAGCUGGCACGAUACGUGCUUCGUCUGUGCUCUCUGCCAAACCAACCUGGAGGGUAAGACGUUCUACUCGAAGAAGGAUAAGCCCCUGUGCAAAGGCCAUGCAUUUGCUCCAGUGUGAGAGAGCGAGCUACAUCUUCAGAGGAAGGAGCGCUCCCCUCUCUCUCCGCCGUCUUUACCCCCUUUCCAGCCUCUGACACAUCUGUACACACUACGCAUCCCUUCUUUGCUACCACACACCUAGUUAAACUAAGCCUUUUAUUUUAUUUUAUUUUUUUCUCCUGCAGACUUUGUUUCCAUACCUGAGGCUUAACGCUAGCUUCACGGACUGUCACUUCACUGUGUUGUUAGGACGGUUCAGAUGUCCACGCCUGUAAUAAUAAAAAGCUGUUUUCCAUAACUGGACGUAGUCAAUGGAUUAAUUCAUCGUAGCUGUUAGAAAAGACGUGCACCCACGUGUAUCGUGUCCAUCCUGAAGCGACAUCGAGUCGGUGUGCGUUCCGAGUCGGAGGAGUCAUCGAGCCGCUAAUAAUCUCCCAUAUUGCGGUAACGAUCCCCCACUUCUCCUGCACUUAGAGAAUCGGUGGCCUCAUUCAGGACCCCGGACCACUUACCGCAGUGCCUUUUAAUAUAAUGGGGGGCCAGUCAAGCAGAAAAGUGGGGUGUCCUCUUUCCGUAUGACUGGACCCCCCCACCCCCCACACCCUUCACAGAAGCACUAAAUGCUUCACUUAUCACUUUAGCUCCUGCAGAUUGGAGCACUUUUAACUGUAAGUUUUGGUUUUAAUUGUGACAGAGAGAACAGCGAUUCACCUUCCUGCGGACGUUAGCUUUGCCAAGAGAGCAACACCAGCACCACUAAAAAAUAAAGAAAAGAAAAAGAAGAAGAAAUAAAAAAACACCAAAAAAAUGGAGCUACCAUUACCCAGAAAGAGAAAAGUAAAAAAAAAACAAGUAACUGUAGAACAUUCACCUAAGAGACAUCAACAAAGUUAAUGUUGAUUUGCCCGGUGAGUUUAAAGCACAAACACAUAACACUGAUUCAGUUAUUAGUUAGAUUAUUGGACAUUUUUAUGUAAGAAGGAAAAAAAAAAAAGUCAUAUUGAUGCCCGUGUACCCUCAUGACUCUGAUAUUGUGAUUAGUCCUUUGAACACUUCCAAUCCAUUGUUGACUCUGUAUUUAUAUUGCUUCCAAACUGGCCUCUAAGUGUUGUUUUUGUAAGUGCUGAACGUUUCAAAUAAACCGAUUUAGUAAAUGCCCUGCGCUGGGGCAGAACACAUGA
Molecule: messenger RNA, 2619 nt
Organism: Mugil cephalus (flathead mullet)
Lineage: Eukaryota; Metazoa; Chordata; Actinopteri; Mugiliformes; Mugilidae
Gene: pdlim7
Product: PDZ and LIM domain 7
Exons: 11
Coding region: 159-1457 (432 amino acids)
Biological process (GO): actin cytoskeleton organization; heart development; muscle structure development
Cellular component (GO): stress fiber; adherens junction; filamentous actin
Molecular function (GO): actin binding; muscle alpha-actinin binding
Source: RefSeq, a predicted model, not a curated record